UAUUGCCACGUGAACUGAUACAAAUUUCCCAUGACAAAAUACGUAUACAGAAACAGCCACAAAACCUUCACGUGAACCAUGCAUAGAAAGUCGAGGAGCAAGUGUACAUGUGUCUUUGGAGUCCACCCCUUUAAACCACCCACUCACUGUUUUCAGUUUGUUGUUGAAGCCAAAAACCAGCGAUUAAAUAUGAAUUUUUAUGAACAGGAAGAAAAUUAAAUCACUUCUUUCUUCUUAUUAGUGCGCACAAGUACUUGAGCUACUAGAGAAGAUCGAAGAAAAAAACACAGAGUGCUUCUUCAAUGAAGAACCAGGGGUGUGAGAUUGAAGCAAUCGGCAUCAACUACAAGAUUCAUACACAAAACAGGCAGCACCCAUUUCAGAUCUUCAGCAAAGAGCCACGAGAGAAUCAUCAAGCAGAUCGCCAUGUCCUGAAGGGCGUCAACUGCCGAGCCAAGCCAUGGGAGAUUCUGGCCAUUGUGGGUCAGAGCGGGGCCGGAAAGUCGUCCCUACUGGAAAUCCUAGCAGGGAAACUCACACCACAGAGUGGUUCCAUUUUUGUGAACCAAAAGCCUGUAGACAAAGCUCAGUUCAAGAAAACAUCAGGGUAUGUCACACAAAAGGAUACCCUCUUCCCUUUACUUACUGUGGAAGAAACCUUAAUGUUUAGCGCAAAGCUAAGGCUAAGGCUUCCGCCGGCUGAGCUGACCUCCAGGGUGAAGUCCUUGAUUCAGGAGCUCGGCCUGACCCGCGUAGCCGGAGCUCGAGUCGGAGACGACAGGGUUCGCGGGAUAUCCGGCGGAGAAAAGCGCCGGGUUUCGAUCGGCGUGGACGUGAUACAUGAUCCCAAAGUGUUGAUUCUUGACGAACCGACUUCAGGGCUGGACAGCACAUCAGCGCUUCAAAUCAUUGACUUGCUUAAGACCAUGGCGGAAACCCGUGGCAGAACAAUAAUUCUCAGCAUCCAUCAGCCUGGCUUCCGGAUUGUAAAGCUGUUCAAUACAAUUUUGUUGUUGGCUAAUGGCUGUGUCUUGCACCAUGGCACGGUGGAUCAGCUUGGCGUGAACUUAAGGCUGAUGGGCCUAGAGCUUCCUCUUUAUUUCAACAUCGUUGAAUUUGCUAUUGAAUCCAUCGACACCAUUCAACAGAACCGAAAAUUUCACCAAGAAACUCUGCCGCAGUUGCAAUCAACCCCGCAACAAAAGAAAGGAGAUGGUCAAGGUGAGAGUAGAAAUGGUAAGUUCACACUCCAACAGCUCUUUCAACAAUCCAAGGUCGUGGAUGAAGAAACAAUCAAUGUUGGGAUGGAUUUAAGUUUCCCUCUCAAAUUUGCAAAUUCUAGACUGCGAGAAACCAUGAUUCUAACUCAUAGAUUCUCCAAGAACAUCUUCCGGACAAAGGAGCUCUUUGCUUGCCGGACGAUCCAAAUGUUGAUCUCCGGGCUUGUCCUUGGGUCGAUCUUUUACAAUCUGAAAGAUGAUUUGGUUGGAGCACAGGAAAGGGUAGGUCUGUUUGCAUUUAUUUUGACUUUUUUGUUAUCAUGCACCACAGAAGCCCUGCCAAUCUUUUUGCAAGAGAGGGAGAUACUUAUGAAGGAAACAUCUUGUGGAAGCUACAGGGUGUCAUCCUAUGCGGUAGCCAACGGACUGGUUUACUUGCCAUUUCUGCUCAUUCUAGCCAUUUUAUUCACAGUGCCCUUGUACUGGCUCGUUGGACUCAAUCACAACUUCAUGGCCUUUCUCCACUUCUUGUUGUUGAUCUGGUUAAUUCUGUACACAGCAAAUUCGGUUGUGGUGUGUUUCAGUGCUCUGGUGCCUAAUUUCAUCGUCGGGAAUUCCGUGAUUUCCGGCGUCAUGGGAUCCUUCUUUCUCUUCUCUGGUUACUUCAUAUCAAAGCAGGGGAUUCCAAGUUAUUGGAUUUUCAUGCAUUACAUAUCGUUGUUCAAGUAUCCGUUUGAAGGGUUUCUAAUAAAUGAGUUCUCCAACUCAGGAAAGUGCUUGGAGUACAUGUUUGGGACAUGUGAAGUGAGUGGAGAAGAUGUGCUUAGAGAAGAAGGCUAUGGGGAGGAUAGUAGGUGGAGAAAUGUGGUUGUUAUGGUGUGCUUCAUAUUGGUUUACAGGUUUAUUUCUUAUGUUAUUCUUAGAUGUAGAUGCUCUCAAAGAGGGCUCAGGGAUGCCCUUGUCUGAAGAAUAUGGUGAAAAUCUCUCUCUCUCUCUCUCUCUCUCUCUCUCUCUCUCUCCCGAGUUUGAUGACGAGAUGGUUCACAUGUCUUGGACUUUACUUGAGACAGCAUGGAAAGGUGAAAAGUCUGAGAAAAAACAAUAAAAAAAAAAAAAAAAGGUUUUCAUGUGCAAUAUUUCAAACAUGAUGAUAUGUUUCUCUCUCUCUCAAGCACUCUAACACAUUCACCAGGUUCUUCUUUUUCUUCUUCUCUUUAUGGUUUAUGUUUUUGUUCUUGUUUGUACAUGCUUGGUGGACACUUACAGUACAAAAUGUGAUGGUUUUGUUCUGAACAUGACAAGAACGAAGUCAUAAGGUAACAGCGCAAAUUUGAAGUAGAUUAAAACCAAAUUAAUUUAUUAAUUUAAGCA
Alnus glutinosa is the source of this 2591-nucleotide messenger RNA. Its product is annotated as ABC transporter G family member 5-like. The record is from RefSeq and is a predicted model, not a curated record. Gene Ontology annotation, cellular component: membrane. The coding region runs from base 303 to 2186 and encodes 627 amino acids. Gene Ontology annotation, molecular function: ATP binding; ABC-type transporter activity; ATP hydrolysis activity. The transcript has a single exon. Lineage: Eukaryota; Viridiplantae; Streptophyta; Magnoliopsida; Fagales; Betulaceae.